AUGUCCAACCGACCAGUUCCAAUCACGGGCGAUCGACCCCUUGCACUCGUCUCCGCUUUGGACCUCAACACCUUGCAAUUCAUCAACUUACUUGUCCAAUCCAAUUGGCCACCCUCAACCGGCGCCACCGUGCAACUCGGACGCCAGAUACUGAGCAACGGGCAAGUACUUUACAAGGCCGUGGUCACGAAUUGCGCCGGGGGCAAUAUGUACGGGAAUAUCAACCUUUUGACAGACAUUGUGAUGGGGUUUUCAAGGGGUGAGGCGCUGUAUAAGUUGUUGGAGCACGUGGAAGUUCAGGGUUGGAAUAGGAUUAUGGAGGUGGAUAUGAGAACAGAUAGGUGA
This is a messenger RNA of Bipolaris victoriae FI3, 345 nucleotides long. RefSeq lists its product as hypothetical. The transcript has a single exon. The record is from RefSeq and is a predicted model, not a curated record. The coding region runs from base 1 to 345 and encodes 114 amino acids. NCBI's taxonomy places the organism in Eukaryota, Fungi, Ascomycota, Dothideomycetes, Pleosporales, Pleosporaceae.